Messenger RNA from Caenorhabditis briggsae, 3999 nucleotides. RefSeq names its product Protein CBR-PAR-3 (gene Cbr-par-3). Gene Ontology annotation, cellular component: cell cortex; adherens junction; apical junction complex. Gene Ontology annotation, molecular function: phosphatidylinositol binding; protein binding. NCBI's taxonomy places the organism in Eukaryota, Metazoa, Nematoda, Chromadorea, Rhabditida, Rhabditidae. The coding region runs from base 1 to 3999 and encodes 1332 amino acids. The transcript has 12 exons. Gene Ontology annotation, biological process: establishment of centrosome localization; cell adhesion; intracellular protein localization. The record is from RefSeq and is a predicted model, not a curated record.
AUGUCAGCUUCAUCAACAUCAUCGUCGACGGCCUGCUCACAAGAAGACGUCGCAGACCCUCCCAGGAAGAACAGUGACGACGUCGCCGGAGAGUCAACGUUGAAGAAGCGAAUGCAGCAGUAUGGAGCUGUUGGUGCUUAUGCCAAUUCAACGAUUUCAACGCUAGACAGGAGCCAGUACCAAUGUCUCCCACUGAAUGGAACUCGUCGAGUCACCGUUCAAUUUGGUCGUAUGAAAAUUGUGGUGCCUUGGAAAGAAUCUGAUCAAACAGUGGGACAAUUAGCCGAAGCGGCGCUGAUCCGGUACAAAAAAGCAAAAGGAUUAACAGCUAACGAACGAAUUCGAGUACUUCGUCUGGAAUGCGAAUCAGAUCAUGGAGUGCUGGAUAUGGAUGAUGUGUUGGAAGAAGUUUUUGAUUUGUAUAAUGAUCAGAUACUAGCAAUAACCGAUGAAGCAAAUGGAGGGUCCACGACUCCGACAUAUUCGCAAAUCCAGAAACAACAACAUCAUUAUGCACAACCACUUCCGUAUUCUAGAAAAAUAAUGGAAGGACCGCCUACUCCAAUAGCCAGUGCAUUUGGUAGUGUGACUGUGAACCAUCAAGCUCCUCACCGAUCCGCUUCUCCUUACAACGUAGGAUUUGCUCGAGGAAGCCCUCCAAAAGAUCGUCGAGACUCGGUUGUCGAAGUGAGUGGAUUCGAGAAACUACCUCAAUCAGGACUCCGAGUGUCAGUGUCCACACCAACUGGCAAAUCACUCAACGAACCGAUUCUCCGGUCUUCAUUGAGAACAGAAACGUCUGGAAGUAGAGCUGACGAUACGCCAGUGAAGCAGUCGAGAGUGACACUGAGCCCAGAAGUUGAGAAGAAACUUGCCGAGCAAGAAGGAGCUGAGAGAAGGAGUGAACGGAAAAAGUAUGAGAAGAAUCCGGGACGAUUCAAUAGAGGCUCUGAUCGGAAGUCGAGAAUCACUGAUGCACAUUUGGAGGCUAGAGAUCGAAUUGCGGAUCAUCUGGAGAGUCAAGUAGACGAAAAGAGCAAUCCAUCUUCAAGAGCAACGAUAGAACAGGGUCCUUUACCUGGAACUACACUUGUGACAUUUCCAUCACCAGCCGGAGAAAUGGGUAUUGAAGUGAACGCGGUUUUCGACGAAUCUCCAGAUAUGCCUAGUACAUCAAAACCUUCGAAAUUGAGUUCUGUUCAAGUGAUGAAGAUUGAAGACGGUGGGCGAGUUGGAAAAGACGGACGUAUUCGAGUUGGUGAUUUGAUUGUGGCAAUCGAUGGGAAGAGUGUGGAUCAAAUGUCGAUAAUUAGAGCUCGUACUUCGAUUUCGGAGUUGGCGAAUCUCAAUCGACCAGUUACUCUUGUUAUCAAUCGUUCUUUAGACUCUUUCUUGGAUCAAGAAUCUGCGAAGCCCAUUCAAUCGGCUCUGCAACAAGCUAACACUCAAUACAUAGGACAUACAACUGUUGUUGAAUUGGUUAAAAGUGCCAAAGGAUUCGGUUUCACGGUCACUGGUCGACAAACUGCGAAGAAUGAAAGUUUAUUCUACAUAGGAACAGUUAAGCCGUAUGGAGUUGCUCUUGGUCAUUUGAAAUCUGGUGAUCGCCUUCUCGAAAUCAACGGAGUGUCCACAGGACAAUUCACACAAUCUGAAAUUGUUGAUAAGCUGAAAGAGACAAUGGUUGGUGAAAAAAUCAAAUUCUUGGUGUCAAGAGUGUCUCAAACGAAUAAUGCGACGAUGAAUUCUUCGAUGUCAUCUGAAAAUAAGGAGAACGAGGGAACUCCAAAAGUGGAAGAAGAGAAGAAGAGUGAGAUUCCACCUCCUCCACAGAAACUUCCACUACCGGCUUUGAUGACACCUUCAGUACCAAAAGAAACUCCUACGAUUUCUCCGUCUUCUCAUCAACGCUUCGAGAUUGUGAUUCCAUUCAUCAAUGGAUCUAGUUCUGCUGGAUUGGGAGUGAGUUUGAAGGCCAGAGUUUCCAAAAAGUCGAAUGGAUCCAAAGUGGAUUGUGGAAUCUUCAUCAAGAAUGUGAUGCAUGGCGGAGCUGCGUUCAAGGAAGGAGGUCUUCGAGUUGAUGAUCGGAUUAUUGGAGUGGAAGAUAUCAACUUCGAAUCUCUCAACAACAUAGAAGCUCAAGCAGCAUUGUCCAAGAAACUGAAGGAGGUGUCAAUGGUCCGGUCUAGUGUGACAUUGGUGAUUCUUCGAGAUAACGACUAUCUCCCUGGACACAUCACACGGGAUUUGUCGAGAAUCACCGUCGAUGCCUCUUCUCCAUCUCCGUCGUCAAGGAUGUCUUCUCACACGGCUCCGGAUUCGCUUCUCCAGUCGCCGCACCCUCGAGGAACGUCUUCGAGUGGAGCUGAUUCUUCUCACUCGAGGCAGUCAUCCUCGUCGUCAGCUCCAGCUCCAGUGAGGGCGCCGACGGAGCGGGACUCGAUAGUCUCGGAUUCGACUCGCCACGACGAGUCUGAACUCCCGGACAACGAUCCGUUCAAUCGGGAAGCUCCUGGACGGAAGAGUCUAAGUGAGAAGAGAGGAUUGGGAGCAGCUGCUGAUCCACAGCACAUCAAGCUGUUCCAGGAGAUCAAGCACCAGAGGCAGAAUAGUGCUCCCACCUCGUCCACUCAGAAGAGGAGCAAGUCUCAGCCCCGCUCCCUCUCGCAGCGGAACCAUCGGAGUCCGAUGAAGCUGGUCGACCUGCCGACCGCUCUAGCUCAAGCGGCAGCGGCAGAUCAACAGCUGGAUGAUUCUGACAUGUUGAACCGACGAUCGCAGAGUAUGGAGAGUAUCAACAGACCAGUGGAGAGUAUUCUCCGAGGAACUGGUCAGAUCCACUCUGCAUCCAAAGUGCAAUUUGCCACGAAGCCGGGCGACCAGCAGCAUCCGUUCCCACCUGGAGCCGCUCUUCUUCGAUUGAAAAAUGAGGAGAGUCGCUCGAGAGACAAGUCGAGAAGGAAGAGUAUGGGAAACCCUUUCAGUGCGAUGAGAAACUUCUUUGGAUUCGGAAGCAAGUCAAGAGAUGCCUCCCCUGAGAAGUCUGUGGAGCUGAGAUCCGUAGAAAGGCCAAAGUCGAUUGGAGACGAAAGAAAGGAACCAGUUCCACCUCCACCACCACCACAUGGAGCAAGACGAGGAAGUGGCGGAAACGUUUUUGUGGACUAUGGAGAACCGUAUGGCCUGAUUCCACAGUACCCACAUAAUACGACUUCCGGAUAUGAGUCGUACGCCGACUCUGAGCUCUACGACCGGUAUGCAGCCCAUCGCUAUUAUCCGCGCGGGGGACUCGACGAAGACGACUACAUCUUCCGGCAACAGAGCGGUUCCUCGAUUGGCCCAUCGUCCUAUGUCAACUAUGGACUACCAGCAUCUCAUGCGUACCAUGUCGAUGCCAGAGUACCAUCCAAAGCCAGCGGAAGUGUCUCGAAAACCGCGAUGGGUCGUGUCUAUCCCGCCGACUAUCCCGACGACGAAUCCAACUAUCAGCACGUCGCCCAGGGUUCCCGUCGCCAAAAGGACAGCGCUGGGAGGGGCGCCGACAACUACCACCACAUGUUCAACUCGUGGUUCGCGUACACUGGCGGCGGGGCAGUCGGUGCCGCACCUGUCAUCAAGUCGGCCUAUGGAUCUUCACCGGUCAGGAUCGCAGCAGCGUCGGCCAUCGAACGAGGCGAAUCGUUCGUCGUCGAGUCCGGUGGUAGUGCGUCGGCCGCGCCCAUUGACCGUCGGGGAAGAAGCACUUCUGGCGGAGCCAUUGCACCGGGACCAUCCGGUUUCCAUUCCACGAAGGAGAAGUAUGCGGAUGCUCGAUAUGGGAAGUUCAACGGUGGCUCGACCCGACUCUUUAUUCCUCGACACGGAGGCGGGCUCAGCGCAGCGGCGUUUGCCACCAACUUCGGCGGUUCUGAAGGAUACGAAACGCGUGGAGGAUCCAGCUCGCCGAGUCAAUACCGCCGUCGAGACCAGGGACCGUCUCAUCGUUUUCCCCAGUACUAG